Dacryopinax primogenitus is the source of this 778-nucleotide messenger RNA. RefSeq lists its product as uncharacterized. The transcript has a single exon. The record is from RefSeq and is a predicted model, not a curated record. Lineage: Eukaryota; Fungi; Basidiomycota; Dacrymycetes; Dacrymycetales; Dacrymycetaceae. Bases 148 to 378 code for a protein of 76 amino acids.
CGAAGAGAUUAUGAAGCGAGUGGAGGGUGACCGGCACCGACAAAUUAAGUUUGUGUGGGUUAGCGACGGGAAGAGACCAAGUGACCAGCACCAGGGAUCGAUAGGAGGAGGCGAGAUUGAGGGGGCGUUGAUCUAAAAACAGCACAGAUGUAUAUUGCCGAGCUCGCGGCGGCCUGUGAGUCCAAACUCCAUGGAGAGAGAUAUAUACACUGCCAGCCUUGGACAGGAAGCAUCCAGGUUCGGAAGACUUCCGUCGACGUUGUUAAAUGGGGCGAUGUUGUCUCGGUGGCCUGCGAUCCGUGGGGCGGCGUUCAAAGCGACGAUACCAUGCUUUGGGAUGGCUUAUCGCGAUCCUUCGGAAGAGACACAGACCGGUGAUGCGAGCUUUCCCUCCCUGCUUCUCCUGCAAUUGAAGUGAUUUCCAUCAGUGACUGGACGUGAUGCCAAGAAGCGAGCGUAACCAUAUUCAACUGGUUACUUGCUCACUGUAGACGACAGAUAUGUGAAAGCACAACUUCGCGCAUUCCGCACACAACAGUUGGUCUUCCGACCUGAUCGGAACCAGGAGCGAAACGGUGAAGCAACGCGCCAAUGAUACUCCUGGGCCUUCUGGAGUCAGGGAUAUGUAGAUUCCUGACUGGGAUAUAACAAUCCAACAGGUCCAGUCCGAUGGCGAGGAGGAAGCGCUGUUCCCCCUAUGACAGAUGCCGUGGUGAACCUUGAUUGGCGGUAUUAUGUUAGUAACGUGCUUGCUUCUGCACACAAAGAACUAGGCGAC